AUGGUUUACACGGGGAAGCCCUCGGGCGGAUGCAAGUUGUGUAGGAUAAGAAAGGUCAAGUGCGAUGAGGCGAAGCCCUUCUGCAUGAGAUGCACGAAGUCGAAGAGACACUGCCCAGGCUACGGCCCCGUCGUUCGCGAUUCGUCAAAGUCCGCCGACAAAUUCAAGAAGAUGAGAACAAAUAGCACCGAUAGCAAUAUGUCUUCCGCCGACUCAUCGACAAAAAUCAAGAUCGGGUCGCCCGGAUACUGUUGCGACAAAACGUCAUUAAGCCCGCCAAGAAGAAACUCAUCCCCAUUCAAAAUCGGACAUGAAGAGGGUGACCUCAUCGAAUGCUUCAAAAACGUUCCAGGAGGAUUGACGAAUCCGCUCGACGAGCAAGCCUCGUGUCUCUUUCUCUCCGAAUUCGUCAACGUACCUUUGACACCAACAGCUCGGGGCUAUUAUGCCUUUUUGCCGCGUUUCCUCGGCCGUGGUCAGAUCUCAGUCUGCCUUUCAGCUGCCUUCAAGGCAACCUCUAUGGCCGCCCUGGCGAUGCGACAGUCUAAAGGAGCAAGAGGCCCUGCCCUCCUUCGUGCGCAAGAGCACCAUGUGGCCGCUUUACGAGCAGUUGGCCAAGCGAUUGCCGAUCCCAAGGAGAUCGACAGCGAUCAAACCCUAGGGGCCGUUCUGAUGCUGGCUUUCUACGAGACGUUAAUGUCAAAGGACUCAAUGAAGGAAUACAUCAGCCAUCUCAAAGGUGCCGCCAAGAUUGUUCAAGUCCGUGGCCAGAAGUGCCUAGAGACGGAUGAGGGUCGGGAAAUGUUCGCCAUGACACGCAACCAAUGCAUAUCCGUCCAGAACCUAUUCAAAGAGUCGGAAAUGUCCGGCUACUCAUGGCUACUGUACAAUGAGGCGGUUCAGCGUUCGAAUCGCGCCACCGUCGACAUCAAUCUCCUCUGCAACCAACUCCAGCAGGGCGUGGAUCGCAUCAUCGCCCUGGCGAGAAACCCUACAGAUGAGACUGUGGAUAAGAUGCUCGAGCUACUCGAAAAAUGCCGGAAACUCGAAGACGAGUUCAGAAAGCUCAGCGAGAAUCCGAAUCCGCAGUGGAAAGUCGAGGUCGCCGAAUGGGUCUUUGACCGAACCGACGAAGAACUCGACACCGAGCCCACGUUUGACGGCCAAGUGUACAAGUUUUUCAACUUACCCAUGGCUGUGUUGCAUUUGGUCACAUGGUGUUCUCACCUCAACCUCAUUACGACGAUGAUCCGCGCCAGCUCAUGGUUAGCAUCGGCUGGUAGAGAAGGCUUGAGCGACUACGACGAGUACGGCGAUCUGGUUCAGUCCGCGAGCGCCCGGGUAGCGAACAUUGUUUCAGCAGUACCGUAUUUUUGCAGUUGGAACGGGUACGGCGUCAUUGUUUCUCAGUUCCCCUGCGGCACGACAAAGCCAGACGAUCCGCUCAAGGGCGAGGCCGGUCUCAUUGUCAUGUGGCCGCUCGCUAUGGCCUUGAAGAGCGACUACGCCACGCCAAGACAGAGACGGUAUUUGAGGGGCCGCCUCCGUUACAUUGCAGACGUAUCUGGUAUCAGUCAGGCCAGGUUUUUAAUGAACGAAAUUUGA
Messenger RNA from Colletotrichum tamarilloi, 1605 nucleotides. RefSeq lists its product as uncharacterized. Gene Ontology annotation, biological process: regulation of DNA-templated transcription. Gene Ontology annotation, molecular function: zinc ion binding; DNA-binding transcription factor activity, RNA polymerase II-specific. NCBI's taxonomy places the organism in Eukaryota, Fungi, Ascomycota, Sordariomycetes, Glomerellales, Glomerellaceae. The record is from RefSeq and is a predicted model, not a curated record. The coding region runs from base 1 to 1605 and encodes 534 amino acids. The transcript is spliced from 2 exons.